AAUAAAAAAGAAUGGCCAAAGAUUAGGAUUCAAAUUUUAAGCAGAUAAUAUUAUUGAGAUAGAAGUUGACAUCAAACAUUAGAUUAUCAAACGGUAAAAUGAAAAAUAGAAAUAAUCAUAUGUAAUUUAGUUACAUAUAUAUAGAAUUUAAAUAUAGAAAUAAAUAAUGAACUCUACCCAUGUUUUAGAAUAGCUUCAUCGAAAGUAUUAUUACUUCAAUGUUAAGUAGUUUAAAAAAAUACAAGAAAUCUAUAAAAAUUGAGAAGCGGAAUUGA
Molecule: messenger RNA, 275 nt
Organism: Paramecium sonneborni
Lineage: Eukaryota; Ciliophora; Oligohymenophorea; Peniculida; Parameciidae
Source: the annotation of a GenBank genome assembly